AUGCCGACCAUCACUACCCAACAUCUACACCAGUGGUUUUCAGCAUUGGAGGUACUGCAUUGUGAUCUUAAGAGUAGCAAUGUACUUAUAUCAGAGAGCUGGGAGGUGAAGAUAUGUGAUUUUGGUUUAUCCUUCAUGACUGGUGAGUCCAAUAGAGAUGCUAGAUUACCUUUGGGAUGCGUGGGUACUCAUCAUUGGAUGGCUCCAGAGAUACUACGUGGAGAGGAGUAUUCUCAGUAUGCAGAUGUAUACAGUUUUGGCAUGAUACUAUGGGAGAUGGUAUAUCGUAUGAUACCUUACGCUCAUUUAUCGGCCUUACAAGUCAUAGGUAUCGUGGGAUAUGGACAUAGAGUUCAUCAUCAUGGACCAUCUAGACCAUUAUUACCAAUGGAUGAUUGUCCUAUGCCUUUACGAAACAUCAUGAUGCGUAGUUUACGCUAUGUCCCGGCGACAAGGCACACUCUACUUGGCAGAGUACCACUCCUUGGAGUCGUCAGGGAGUUGAUUCAGAGCACCCUACUCCAGACUAUCAGACAACUGAGUGAGUCAGACCUGGAUAAUGAUAUACCUCUGAGUGGAGUAUCUUUGGUCAUGUUUUAUGCACCUCAAUGCCCUUAUUGCCAAAGUUUUAAACCUUUCUUCGAGAAUGCUGUCGAGAAGCUCGCCAUGCAUGAUCCUCCUAUAAGAUUUGGUAUGCUUGAUGGAAUACAAUACCCUAAUGCGAUCUCGAAGCAUGAGAUACCAUAUUAUCCGACGGUUAAGUUAUUCAUCGACAGUCAAGCUUAUCAACUUCCCCUUAGUGAGAUGGAUGUUGGUGACCCUAAAUGUGCCGCUAAAGUUGUCAACUGGGUCAAUCGAUUCACUGAUAAGAAUCAUGUUAUGGAAUCCGUAGGGGACCUUGAUAAGUUUGCCGAGAAUAACCCCUUCCUUGCUAUUGGUCUUUUCGACAAAGAACAAGAUGGGGAAUUUUUCAAGCACAGUACAAUGCACUUUGACGAUGUAUUCUUCGCUACGGCAUAUGGUGAAGUAGCUGUGGAGAUAGUGGAUCAUUUAUAUAACAGACGUAAAAUAAGCAGUAAACCACCUGGAUUUCCUGCAAUUAUCCUUCUGUAUCAUCAUGAUCAUCACCAUGCUAUCUAUCAUGGAGAAUUGGAAUAUCAUAAGGUCGACAGAUUUAUUCUUUCAAGAAGGGUGCCUUCAAUGACGGAGUAUACUCCUGAAGGUGCAGAGACACUGCUAUCAAGUGGUAUGCCAGUACUGUAUCUCAUACGGGAUAAGGAUACUCAGGCAGGCAAGGAGGCGGAAGCUGACCUCAGAGAGAUUUCCAGGGAUUUAGCUGGUAGUGUACUCUCCGCGGUGUGUGAUACAUCUGGUGGACAUCACAUAGACAACUUGUUGAAUGAGCUUGGGGUGGAUCCUAGGGAUGCCAAGGAGAAUCCCAUAGUUCGUAUAUUGUAUCAUCCGUCACGGGAAGCGAAGCAUGUCUCAUUCUUUGACUCGAGUGUUUUGAAGUUCAGGCCACUCGAAGAUGUAUCUUCGAGAAGGACUAAGUUGGACAAGAGCUAUUAUCGAAGCCUCGUAAGGCAUUUUGAUGAGGGCAGGCUUCAUCCAUACAGAAGGUCCGAGCCUGUACCAGAAUACUGGGGGAACGAAGGAGUCCUACAGGUCGUAGCUGAUAACUUCGAUGAUAUCGUCAUGAAUGAUGAGCAAGACGUCCUGGUCAACUUCUUUGCACCAUGGUGUGGUCACUGCCGCCAACUCAGCCCCAUAUAUUCAGCUCUUGGAGAGAAGGUGAAGCAUCUCAGAUCCACGUUGAAGAUCGUGAAGGUUGAUGCCACCCAGAAUGAGCUGUCUUUCAAAGUUGAUGCUUUUCCAACUAUCCUACUCUAUCCUGCGGGAAGGAAGUAUUCGCCAGUAGAAUUUCAUGGUCGUCGGACAGUAGAAAACUUCAUUGAGUUCCUCAAGUCGAAUGCUGUACACAAGAUCAUAGACAAGCCCGCUGUUUACGAUGCAUAUGGGAAUAUAGUGGAGAAUCCCGAAGAGCUAUAACUUGACCAUGAUGCUGUUGAUGCUGCUGUUACCGAGAGUGAAACUACCUUCGAUUCACACCAUACUCAGGAUACUCUCAAUCACAAUCAAUAAUCGGCUGUUGAAAUUGACCUCUUCAUAUCAAGUGGAAGGUGUUUUUACCCUCGUUAGCUUGGUUAACCGAAAGUCUCUUUAUUAUUAUCAUUCGAACAACAGGGAACCAUUAAAUCGCCUUCAAACUGGUGUGGUAUCGGUCAAUCCAGUAUC
Molecule: messenger RNA, 2295 nt
Organism: Perkinsus marinus ATCC 50983
Lineage: Eukaryota; Perkinsozoa; Perkinsida; Perkinsidae
Product: protein disulfide isomerase, putative
Exons: 21
Coding region: 1-2049 (682 amino acids)
Biological process (GO): protein phosphorylation; protein folding; response to endoplasmic reticulum stress
Cellular component (GO): endoplasmic reticulum
Molecular function (GO): protein kinase activity; protein disulfide isomerase activity; ATP binding
Source: RefSeq, a predicted model, not a curated record